AUGAAACCAACCGUUCUCUACAUUGGAAACCCCAUCCGCUGGCACACCGAGCGCUGGGCUGAGCUAGAAAAACGCUGCAAUGUGCUAUACUACACCAAGCUCCCUCUACCAGAGCUCAUCGAGGCCCUUGGCGAAGGAGGAAAAUACUCGACCAUCGACGCCGUGUUCCGACCCAGCAACACGCUGGCCAACGGCUUCCCCCUCUUCGACAAGGAGUUGAUCCCCCAUCUGCCUCCGUCCCUGAAGAUAAUCGCUUCGGUCAACCAUGGCUACGACGGCGAGGACACGGAGGCUCUGGCCCAGCGCAAGAUAUGGUACUGCAACGGCGCCGGGGCCGCCAACGACUCCACGGCAGAUCUAGCCCUGUUUCUAAUCAUAGCUACGUUUCGACGGCUCAGCUUCUGCGAGCAUACAGUGCGUUCCUUGCGACGAGGGGACUUUUACGACAUCCAGGAUAAAGUCGUGGAUGUUGCGCAGAAUCCGCACGGUAAGGUGCUGGGUAUCGUGGGGAUGGGGGAGAUAGGGCAGGCGGUGGCUACGCGGGCGAUAGCCCUGGGUAUGAAGAUACAUUACUUUGGGCGGAAGAGGAAGAGUGAAGAGCUCGAGUCGAGGCUGGGUGGCGCGGUGUAUCAUUCUGAGCUUGGGAGUUUAUUGGGGGUCGCUGAUUGUUUGCUGCUGGCUUGUCCGCUUACGCCUGAGACGCAUCACUUGCUCAAUUCGAAGACUUUCGGGAUGAUGAAGCGUGGCGUUCGGGUUAUCAAUGUUGGCCGUGGGAAGUGUGUGGACGAAGAGGCGUUGGCCGAUGCCCUUGAUGAAGGCAUAGUGAGCGCUGCUGGACUGGACGUCUAUCAAGAAGAGCCGAAGAUAAAUGCUCGACUGCUGGAUAACUGGAAUGUCACGCUGCUGCCGCAUACCGGAGGAGCAACCAUUGAUACUCAGGCUAACUUUGAAAAGAUUACCAUGGACAACAUCGAGGCCUUCUUCUUUGGUGACGGCAAACCCGUUACUCCUGUCAAUAAGGUCGAGCCCUAG
This is a messenger RNA of Microsporum canis CBS 113480, 1032 nucleotides long. RefSeq names its product D-mandelate dehydrogenase. NCBI's taxonomy places the organism in Eukaryota, Fungi, Ascomycota, Eurotiomycetes, Onygenales, Arthrodermataceae. Bases 1 to 1032 code for a protein of 343 amino acids. The record is from RefSeq and is a predicted model, not a curated record. The transcript has 3 exons. Gene Ontology annotation, molecular function: hydroxypyruvate reductase [NAD(P)H] activity; glyoxylate reductase (NADPH) activity; NAD binding. Gene Ontology annotation, cellular component: cytosol.